AUGGGACUGUCAGGGAGUCUCUUUCUCCCACCCGGGCAUGCCCACAGCAGGAGUCUGGCUGCCUUUGCUGGAACCAGGAUGGAAAUUACGCUCUUCCUCUUGGCAUGGCUUUGGGGUGUUGCCGACUCAGCUCCAAUCAGACUAGUGAACGGCUCCAGUCGCUGCGUGGGGCGACUCGAGGUGCUUUGGAAACAGCAGUGGGGAACUGUGUGUGAUGAUGGCUGGGAUCUAGCUGAUGCCAUGGUUGUAUGCAAGCAGCUGGGCUGUGGAGAAGCACUGUCAGCCCAUGGCUCAGCUUAUUUUGGUCAAGGAAGUGAUCGUAUCUGGCUGGAUGACAUGAACUGCACAGGCACAGAAGUUGACCUCUCCGCCUGUAGGACCAGACCUUGGGGAGAACAUAACUGCAAUCAUGGAGAAGAUGCAGGCGUUGUGUGCUCAGGAAUUAAGAAAAUAGCCCAACUCCGAUUAGUGAAUGGUCCAAGUCGUUGUGCUGGGAGAGUAGAGGUUCUUUAUGGCCAGCAAUGGGGAACCGUGUGUGAUGACAACUGGGAUAUAAUCAAUGCUGAAGUUGUGUGCCGGCAGCUGGGCUGUGGGACAGCUCUAUCAGCUCCUUCAUCAGCUUAUUUUGGGCAAGGAUCUGACCCCAUUUGGCUUGAUGAUGUGAGCUGCAGAGGGACUGAAGUUGCCCUCUCCACAUGCAGUGCAAGGCCUUGGGGAACCCAUAACUGUGUGCAUGGAGAAGAUGCUGGUGUUGUGUGCUCAGGCUUUGCACAACCCGCUCCACUCCGACUAGUGGAUGGCUUGACCCAAUGCUCCGGGAGAGUUGAGGUGUUUUAUGGUCAGCGCUGGGGAACUGUGUGUGAUGAUGGCUGGGACAUGGCUGAGGCGCAAGUGGUGUGCAGGCAACUGGGCUGUGGGAAAGCCUUGUCAGCCUCAGGUGCAGCUCACUUUGGGCAAGGAUCCAACCCCAUCUGGCUGGAUGGUGUCCAGUGCACAGGGACAGAAGCUGCUCUGUCUGAAUGUGGAGCCAAUCCUUGGGGAAGCCAUAACUGUAGGCACGAAGAAGAUGCUGGCGUUGUGUGUGCAGGAUUUGCUGAGCUGCUUCCAGUCCGGCUGGUGAAUGGUUCAAGUAACUGCUCUGGGAGAGUCGAGGUGUUUCAUGAACAGCAGUGGGGAACUGUCUGUGAUGACAGCUGGGAUUUAACAGACGCUCAAGUGGUGUGCCAGCAGCUGGGCUGUGGCACAGCAGUCUCAGCCCCUGGGUCUGCUCGGUUUGGACAAGGGACUGGCCAAAUUUGGCUUGAUGAUGUGAACUGUGCAGGGGCUGAAACUGUCCUCACUGAGUGUCGGGCCAGGCCUUGGGGAGACCACAACUGUAACCAUGGAGAAGACGCUGGUGUGGAGUGCUCAGGUAUUGCAGAACCAGCUCCCAUCCGCCUUGUGAAUGGCCCAAGUCACUGCGCUGGGAGAGUCGAGGUGUUUUGGAAAGAGCAGUGGGGAACUGUGUGCGAUGAUGGCUGGGAUCUAGCUGAAGCCAACAUCGUAUGCAGGCAGCUGGGCUGUGGGAAGGCACUGUCAGCACGUGGCUCAGCUCAUUUUGGACAAGGCUCUGACCCCAUCUGGCUGGAUGACGUGGAUUGUUCGGGGAGGGAAGUCGCCCUCUCUGAGUGUAGGGCCCAGUCUUGGGGAUCCCAUAACUGCAAUCAUGGAGAAGAUGCUGGUGUAGUGUGCUCAGAUACACCAGUAAUAGCUCCACUCCGGUUAAUGAAUGGGCCAAAUCGUUGCACUGGGAGAGUUGAAGUAUUUUAUGGCCAGCAAUGGGGAACCGUAUGUGAUGAUGGCUGGGAUUUAACUGAUGCUAAAGUUGUUUGCCAACAGCUGGGCUGUGGAAGAGCGUUAUCCACUCAAGACCCUCCUUAUUUUGGAGAGGGAUCUGGCCCUAUCUGGCUGGAUGAUGUGAACUGCACGGGGACUGAGAUAGCCCUUUCCAAAUGCCAGACCAGUCUAUGGGGAGUCCAUAAUUGUAGGCAUGGAGAAGAUGCUGGUGUUGUGUGCUUGGGUGUUCCAGAACCAUCCCCGAUCCAGCUGGUGAACGGUUCAAAUUUCUGCUCUGGGAGAGUCGAGGUGUUUCAUGAACAGCAGUGGGGAACUGUCUGUGAUGACAGCUGGGAUUUAUCAGAUGCAGAUGCUGUCUGCAGGCAGCUGGGAUGUGGGGCAGCAAUCUCAGCCCCCGGUUCUGCUCGGUUUGGACAAGGGACUGGACAGAUUUGGCUUGAUGAUGUGAACUGUGCAGGAACUGAAACUGCCCUCUCUGAUUGCCGGGCACGGUCCUGGGGAGACCACAACUGUAACCAUGGAGAAGAUGCUGGUGUGGUGUGCUCAGGUAUUGCAGAACCAGCUCCCAUCCGCCUUGUGAAUGGCCCAAGUCACUGCGCUGGGAGAGUCGAGGUGUUUUGGAAAGAGCAGUGGGGAACUGUGUGCGAUGAUGGCUGGGAUCUAGCUGAAGCCAACAUCGUAUGCAGGCAGCUGGGCUGUGGGAAGGCACUGUCAGCACGUGGCUCAGCUCAUUUUGGACAAGGCUCUGACCCCAUCUGGCUGGAUGACGUGGAUUGUUCAGGGAGGGAAGCCGCCCUCUCUGAGUGUAGGGCCCAGUCUUGGGGAUCCCAUAACUGCAAUCAUGGAGAAGAUGCUGGUGUAGUGUGCUCAGGCACUCCAGAACCGGCUCCACUCCGGCUGGUGAAUGGCCCAACUCGCUGCACUGGGAGAGUUGAGGUGUUGCAUGGCCAGCAGUGGGGAACAGUGUGCGAUGACAGCUGGGAUUUGAGUGAUGCCACAGUGGUGUGCAGGCAGCUGGGCUGUGGGACAGCCAUAUCAGCUCCUGGCUCAGCUUAUUUUGGGCAAGGUUUUGGCCGUAUCUGGCUGGACGAUGUGAAUUGCUCCAGUAGAGAGUUUGUCCUCUCUGAGUGCUCAGCAAGGCUUUGGGGAGUCCAUAACUGCAACCAUGGAGAAGAUGCAGGUGUUGUUUGCUCAGGUAAUUUUCAUCCCUACCCAGCUCUGCUGCGACUAGCGAAUGGCUCCAGCCGCUGCGCAGGGCAGGUAGAGGUGUUCGUCGAGCAGCAGUGGGGCACGGUGUGCAAUGACGGCUGGGAUCUCCUGGAUGCUGCUGUGGUGUGCCGGCAGCUGGGUUGUGGCAUGGCCCUGCUGGCCUCAAGUUCAGCUCCAUCUGGGAAAAGACCAAACCCUUUUAGGCUCAGUUCAGUGCACUGUUCAGGGACAGAGGGGUCCCUGAUGGAGUGCAGCGCCCAGCAAGUCAAUGACUGCCACCACAGGGAAGAUGCUGCCGUGAAGUGUGCAGAGCCACCCCAGCUACGACUGGUGAACGGGUCGGGUCCGUGUGCCGGGAGAGUGGAGUUGCUGCACAACAAUCAGUGGGGGACAGUGUGCGACAAUGCCUGGGACCUGCCGGAUGCGGAGGUGGUGUGCUGGCAGCUGGGCUGCGGGGCUGCAAUCUCAGCCAAUGGCUCAGCGCAGUUUGGGCAAGGAUCUGGCACUAUCUGGCUGACUGGGGUGCAAUGCCAAGGGACAGAGGCUACCCUGGCUGCAUGCAGGGCCAAGCCAUGGGGAGUCCAUCACUGUAGCCACCGAAAUGAUUCCAGUGUGGUGUGUGCAGAGCCGAGCGAGGUGCGGCUGGUGAACGGCUCCGGGCGCUGCUCGGGGAGAGUGGAGGUGCUGCACGACCAGCGCUGGGGCAGUGUCUGUGACGAUGGCUGGGACCUGACGGAUGCAGAGGUGGUGUGCCGGCAGCUGGGCUGCGGGACAGCACUGUCUGCGCCUGGCUCGGCUCACUUUGGCCGAGGGCAUGAUCCCAUCUGGCUAGACCGGGUGAGCUGCACCGGGACUGAAGGGGCCCUCUCCGAGUGCUCAGCCAGGCCCUGGGGUGUCCAUACUUGCAGUCACACUGAAGAUGCUGCUGUGGUGUGCUCAGAUCCCACUGAGGUGCGGCUGGUGAACGGCUCCAGGCGCUGCUCAGGAAGGGUGGAGGUGCUGCACGAGCAGCGCUGGGGCAGCGUCUGUGAUGACAGCUGGGACCUGCUGGAUGCAGAGGUGGUGUGCUGGCAGCUGGGUUGUGGGGCUGCACUGUCUGCCCCCGGCUCAGCUCACUUUGGGCAGGGAUAUGGUCCCUUCUGGCUGGACAGAGUUCACUGCACAGGGAGGGAAGCUGCCCUCUCCGAAUGCCGUGCCGAGUCUUGGGGAGCUCGCAACUGCAGCCGCGGGCAGGAAGCCAGCGUUGUGUGUGCAGAGCCGCCUCCCCUCCGGCUGGUGAAUGGCUCCAGCCCCUGCACAGGGAGAGUCGAGGUGCUGCACAACCAGACAUGGGGCAAUGUGUGUGCUGAGGGCUGGGACAUGCAGGAUGCAGAAGUGCUGUGCCGGGAGCUGGGCUGUGGGGUGGCUCUCUCAGCCCCCAAAGUAGCCCACUUUUGGCGAGGACGCCUCUGGCUGGAGGCUGUGAACUGCUCAGGGAUGGAAGACACCCUCUCUGAGUGCCCAGCUGGUUCCUGGGGAUCCCAUGCCUGUGUCCACAGGGAAGAUGCUGCUGUGGUCUGCUCAGAACUCCAGCUGGUGAAUGGCUCCAGUCCCUGCGUGGGGAGAGUUGAGGUGCUGCACAACCAGACAUGGGGCAGCAUGUGUGCCGAGAGCUGGGACAUGCAGGAUGCAGAAGUGCUGUGCCGGGAGGUGGGCUGCGGGCUGGCACUCUCAGCUCCCAGCAAGGCUGACUUUGGACAAGGACAGGGUCCCAUCUGGCUGGUGAACAUCAGUUGCUCAGGGACAGAAGCCACGCUCUCUGAGUGUCUGGGCACGCCGUGGGAAGUCCAGCAAUGCCAUCAGAGAGACGCUGUCAGUGUUGAGUGCUCAGACCCAACUGCGCUCCGGCUGGUGAAUGGCUCUAGCCUCUGCAUGGGGAGGGUCGAGGUGCUGCAUGAGCGGCGGUGGGGCAGCGUAUGUGACCACAGCUGGGGCAUGGAGGAGGCCGAGGUGGUGUGCAGGCAGCUGGGCUGUGGCCCAGCCAUCUCAGCCCCUGGGCAGGCGCAGUUUGGGCAAGGCCAUGACCCCAUCUGGAUGGACGAGGUGGACUGUGCCGGGACAGAAGAUGUGCUCUCCAAGUGCCCAGCCAAGCCAUGGGGGACCCAUGGAUGUACCCACAGUGAAGAUGCCAGCGUGGUAUGCUCAGAGCCACCCACCAUCCGGCUGGUGAACGGUUCAAGCCGCUGCGCGGGGCGAGUGGAGGUGCUGCACACCCAGCAGUGGGGAACCGUGUGUGACGAUGACUGGAAGCUGGUGUAUGCCGACGUGGUGUGCCGGCAGCUGGGCUGUGGGGCAGCCGUCUCAGCCCUGGGGUCAGCGGCAUUUGGACCAGGGGCUGAUCCCAUUUGGCUGGAUGAUGUCAAAUGCACGGGCAGGGAGGCUUCCCUCUCUGAGUGCAGGACCAAGGCAUGGGGAGAGCACAACUGUGACCACGGGGAGGACGCUGGCGUGGUGUGCACAGGUACAGCCAUGCCCAGAUCCACUAUCCCUCUGCCAGUGCUUCUGCUGCUGGGGCUGCUGGUGUCACUGACUCUAGUGGUGAUGAGUGGAGCUGUCCUCUUCCUAAAAUGGAGAAGAAAGAGGUACAAAGUCCUCCAUCACUCAGGCAACGAGGUGGAGCUGAACUCCCAAGGGACACACUGGAUCCAGGGAGGUGAGCACCAUGCAGCCAAGGCAGAGGCCACAGAGGAGCCUCCAAAUGAAAUCAUCUGGGAAGCCAAGGGAAUGACACUGCCCCAGGAUAAGUCCCAGGAAGGACGGGGGGACAACUGCAGUUCCCUCUCUGAUAUCGCCUCAUGAGCAGCACCUUAGUGCAAGGUUCUGUCCCUCCAUCCCUGCGUCUGGGGACGACGUGUGCGAAGAAGGACUUCAAAUCCCAGAAGCCUUUAAUAUUUGAUAUAUAUAUAAAAAUAAACUGGCCCUUCCUGACAUGCACAGAGCAGCUCUUCCUGCCUUCAUAACCCAAACGGGGCAAAAACACUGAGGGAAACUGCUAGCUACUGACAGGCAGACAGACAGACAUACGCUCUGCAGAACAAGCUGGUAUAGGUUUUCCUGCCCACAGGACAUCAGCUUUCUCCCUCCUACUGUUGUCCGAAAAGCGGAUUUAUUGCCCGGUGUGCAAUAAACCAAUAAUUACACACUCAG
Molecule: messenger RNA, 6231 nt
Organism: Dromaius novaehollandiae (emu)
Lineage: Eukaryota; Metazoa; Chordata; Aves; Casuariiformes; Dromaiidae
Product: deleted in malignant brain tumors 1 protein-like
Exons: 20
Coding region: 1-5883 (1960 amino acids)
Biological process (GO): zymogen activation
Cellular component (GO): plasma membrane
Molecular function (GO): serine-type endopeptidase activity
Source: RefSeq, a predicted model, not a curated record